Messenger RNA from Strongylocentrotus purpuratus (purple sea urchin), 1782 nucleotides. Its product is annotated as receptor-type tyrosine-protein phosphatase F. The coding region runs from base 104 to 1477 and encodes 457 amino acids. Gene Ontology annotation, molecular function: protein tyrosine phosphatase activity. The record is from RefSeq and is a predicted model, not a curated record. NCBI's taxonomy places the organism in Eukaryota, Metazoa, Echinodermata, Echinoidea, Camarodonta, Strongylocentrotidae. The transcript is spliced from 11 exons. Gene Ontology annotation, biological process: protein dephosphorylation.
CUUACAGUACUGGCCCAAUGAAGGUGACACUGAGACGCAUGGUAACAUUCAAGUUACAUGUCAUCGUGUGGAUGUCUGCCAUCGAUAUGUCAUCAGGAUUCUAAUGACUACAAAUGGCAUAGAAUCAAGGACAUUAAAGCAAUACCACUACCAAGGCUGGCCUGACAAAGGAGUACCUAAGUUUGCUGGACCUGUACUCAAGAUGAUCCAAGAUGUCAAUGAGAGCCAGGAGAAAGCAGGGGAUGGACCACUGCUUGUUCACUGCAGUGCUGGUGCUGGAAGAACAGGUGUGAUCAUUGCUGUAGAUAGUAUCUUACGAGAAGCCAAGAGGUCUGAUCAGAUUGAUAUCUUCUCUUUCAUCAACUCAAUGAGAAACAACCGACCUCAGAUGGUUCAAACUCCUGAGCAAUAUGCUUUUGUUCAUGAGGCUGUGCUAGAGGGUUUGUUAUGCGGUGAUACGUUGAUCCUAGAAGACGAUAUAACCGAGAGAGUGGAGCAAAUACAGUGGCCAAACCCACAUACAGACAAGUCUCCAUUGCAACAAGAAUUUGAGAUAUUGGACAUUGUAUCAUCAGACGUGAAUGUCGGCUGUUCGGGUAGUAGUCCUGAGAAUGAGACGAAGAACAGAUAUCCAAACAUUCUUCCUCAGGACCGAAGUCGCCCCUAUCUGAUGACUCCUGGUGACCGUGCAGGCUCUAAUAACUACAUCAAUGCCAGCUUCAUGUCUGGUUACUCCAAGAAGAAUGCUUUCAUCGCAACACAAAUGCCUCUUGAUAGCACUGUGCUGGACUUCUGGAGAUUAGUACAUGACUACCGUAUCUCAACUAUCAUCAUGCUCAACCAACUCAAUGAUAAGACAUGCAGCAUAUACUGGCCUGUCAACACUAGGAGCGUGACUUUUGGCCCCUUCACCGUGGGUCACAAGGGGUCAGAGAACAUGAACCGGGUCAAAGUUCGCACACUAGAGCUCAAAUACAAGGAGGAGGUACAUGAGAUCCGUCAGUUUGAGGUUCAGACUUGGCCCACUUGGAUCCAGUCCGACGGGGUCCAGUCUCAAGAACAGUGUAUGGAUGCAGUCCUUCAACUCAUGGACUACCUUCGCAAAUGUGAGAUCCAGAGAAGUAGUGAACAGAGUAGACCUGGAGAUGGGCCACCUAUCCUAGUACAUUGCUUGAGUGGCAUAGAGGAAAGUGGAGUCUUCUGUACUGUGAUGAAUUGUUUAGAACAACUCAACAAUGAUGGCGCUAUUGAUGUCUUCCAAAAUCUCAGGCUACUAAGGCUCUCCAGGCCAAACUUUGUUCCAACUUUGACUGACUACCUACUAUGUUAUAAGCUGCUUACCCAUCAUCAUACAUUGUGUAGAUCAGAGGAGGAGCUGGACUAUGAGAAUCGUCUUCCUACAGAGGGUCUGUAUGAGAAUGUAGAUCAUUCUAGAGUUAAACAGAGUGAUGCACAAUCUCUAGCUUCCGAAUGCUAGACUGUGGCUACCUAUAGAGUAUUGAUACCUUCAUCAUCAUCGGAUUAUUAUAUAAUUUCUUGUUGAGCACCUUUAUAUUUUUCUAACUGCUCACUUUGUGCACAAUUUAUUCGUCUUUUUUCCUGCUUAUUUUUUAAUAGCUCUUGACUGUCUGUCUUCAGUUUUUUUUCUCCUUCUGUUCGUUCAGAUAACAUUUUUUUUUAAAUGAAUGAUUUGUUAUUACAAUGAGAGUUUAUUAUAGUCAUUGUGUAAUAAGUGGUUCAUCUUAUGAUCUGUUCACCAAAUAAUCAUAUCAACAACAACAA